Solea solea (common sole) is the source of this 7079-nucleotide messenger RNA. RefSeq names its product centromere protein F. Gene Ontology annotation, molecular function: dynein complex binding; microtubule binding. Gene Ontology annotation, cellular component: chromosome, centromeric region; nucleus; spindle pole. The transcript has 18 exons. Lineage: Eukaryota; Metazoa; Chordata; Actinopteri; Pleuronectiformes; Soleidae. Bases 217 to 5076 code for a protein of 1619 amino acids. The record is from RefSeq and is a predicted model, not a curated record. Gene Ontology annotation, biological process: metaphase chromosome alignment; mitotic cell cycle; regulation of G2/M transition of mitotic cell cycle.
CGGUCAGUUCCACGAGACGCAGACUCGGCGUCUGUUGUUAGUUGUGAAAGCUUGUCAGUCCCCGGCAUGACAGAAAAACAGUAUCGUCAGUGACAGUGAAGACUUGGACAUAAUCGUUGGGUUUGUCAGUGUUUAUCGCCGCUCUGCGUGGGAGACUGCGCGGCGGUUGGCGGCGCUUUGUAACCGCUCCGGACUGACCGUCUCAGGCAGAGAGACAUGAGUUGGGCUGAGGAGGACUGGACAGUAGGGCUGUCUGGACGCGUCCUGCAAAAGGUGAAGGAGCUGCAGGUACAUCAUGAGCGACUAUCAAGAGAGAACAAGCAGAAACAGCUGCAGUUGGACAACAUCCAUACAAGCCUUGAAAAACAGGUUGUAAAGUAUGACGAGGUGCGUGGAGAACUUCAGUCUGUGCAGCGGGAGCUCCAGAGUGUUCGUGAGGAGGCCAAGGGGGCAGUGAUCAGCAGGGAGCGCUUGACACAGGACCUUCAGACCAAGCAGGCACAAGUAUGCUCCUUGGAGGGCCAGCUAGAUGCUACUCGCACCCUCAACAACAAACUCACCCAGGAAGUCAAAAGACUGGAGGCCGAGCUGGAGAAGCUACAGGACAGAAAUAAAUUGGCAGAUACCACUCUGUUUUCUACUCCAUGUUGGAGCACACCCUCACCAAGGGAACAGAAUGGGAGCAGAAAGGGUGAGGAGAGGUUGGGACAUGGAGAUGAAACACAGAGCCAAGCACCUCACGUUCGACAGCGACUCCAGUUCUCAGACAUGCACACAAAUUCACUGCCAAGACAACACAAGACCACACCCCAUCACCGGCUGUCGGACCAAUUAGAGUCCUUCUCCACUCCCUUGGCUGUGUUUCCGUGGGAACGAGAUGACACCAGGCAAACAGCCAGAAGACAAUCCCCGUCCUCUCCCCAGGCGCCCUGUACUGAUAUCAUCAGUCAAGGCCAGCCAACCCCGGGGCAUUUGGGGAAGGACAACAGGACAGAGAUGGACACAUCACUGUCAGAAAUGCAGAGUCGUGUGUCUUGUCUGGAAGAGGAGCUGUCAGUGAAGGCCAAGGCGAUGACAUCGAUUCAGAGCAACUUGGGGCAAACCAAAAAGGAGUUGGCUGCCCAAGAGAUCAGCCUACAGAAAGCUUGCUGUGAACUCAGCCUGGCUCACACCCGCAUUACCCAGGAGAGUGAAAGGGCAUCAGGAGCUGAGCAAAGGCUGAAGCAAUUACAAGAGGAGCUGAGGUGUCAGAGACAAAACGCUGAGAGCAGUCGACUGCAGCACCAGCAGCGCAGCAAAGAGAUGGAGAAACAACAUCAGAGGGAUGUAACAGAGCUCCAGAAAGAGAGGCAACAGCUGGAAAAGCAGCAUCGGGAGGAGGUGAAUAAGCUCAACCAGGAGCUCCAACAGGCCAGGACCCUGCACAAUGCUCUGCAGGCCCAGGCGGACAAGCUAUCUCUACAGAAACAAGUGCUAGAGAAAGAGUUGGACAUGCUGAAAGAGAAACUGAAGUGGACGGAGGGACAGUUGCAGGAGAGCCAGAAGAAAGAAGCUCAGACACAAGCCAAACUAACGGAAGCGCUACGUGAGGCAGAGGGUGUGGCAGUGAGUCUGGAGCAGAGCAGGAAGAGAGAGCGAGGUCUGGAGGAGGAGGGGAGGAGACUGGCAGAAGAGCGAGCUGACGCCCUGCGUCUCCUCAAAGACCUGCAGGAACAAAAAGCUGCACCAGCACCUCCAGUUCAGCCUGUGCAGUUUUGCCCUGUUGGACAAAGUUCAUACCCUCCUCCGUCGUACCCACUUCAUUCUCGGCAGUCCACACACACUAAAAAGCCCACCACCCGAGCUGAACAAAAGAAGAAAGAAGAGGAUGUAGACGAGAGAGGAGCAGAGUUUUCAGCGCCUUACCCGUCUGAAAGAGAGCCAGGAGAAGGCAUCGACUCUGAACACAUAUCCACAGACUCGGAGGCUUUACAAACGGUAGGACACAGAAGAAACAGUAAUGGAGAAAAGAACAAUAGUAGAAGUGAAAUGAUCAAGUGUGACAGCUCUGGAACAAAGGGGCACUCCACAUUUGGUCAUGUACACUCUAGUGAAUCUCCCUCAGCUCCUGAUGCGUACACCAACACCUCUGUGGAUGCUAAUAACUGCAGUGUGAGACUUUCCGAUGGUGGGACUCCUUCUGUUAAGCCUGAGCAGACUAAAGCUUCUGAAGACCUCAAGAGGGAGAAUGCCAUGCUGCGGUCAGAGAUAAAAGAUGUGCGUGAAGAACUCCAGAAACGGCUGGAGGACCUGGAAGCCCAACGGCGGGCUGAAGCAGAGGCCAGGACCCGGCUCAAGCAGCUGAGCCGUAAACAUGCCAGCCACGCCGUGGAGAAGGCGGAACAGGACAAGGAAUGGAAGGCAAAACUGGAGAGUGAGAGAGCUGAGGUGGAAAGACUGAGGAAGGACAUGGUUGGUUUGGAGACAGAGGUGAAGAGUAGUAAGGAGGAAAGAGAAAAGAAGGAGCAAGAGGACCAGGAAACGAAGAAAAACAAAGCGCUAGAAGACAGAGAGAGUGAAAUGAUAGAACUUAAUAUUCAGUUGAAGAAGCAGCUAGCAGAUGUAAAAGCCCAGUUGGCGUUAGAACGAGAAGAGAGACAGCAAGAGGACAAGGAGAGGAACCAAGCUUCAGUCUUAGACACAGAUGUUAAAAAGGAGCUGAGCACAAAAUUGGCAGAACUUCAAGCUGAAUUGGAAGAACUUAAGUGCAGCAAGAAAGAAGAUGAGAGAGCAGGAGAGGAGAGAUUCCUGCUUGCAAACAGUCCGCUGACAUACCUGUCUCUCCAUGAUGAUGAGCUCAACUCAAACAUUGUCCAUCGUGACAAUAAACUCGUCCUUUCUCCUGAGCAGCACCUUCUCUUCUGUCAGUCCACCAACCAGCUCAACACGCUUGUAUCUCAGGGAACAGCAGAUCUUAUUCAAAAACAAACGGUGAUAGAUCCUGAAUGCUCACCUCUGUCAGGUGCGGGUCAAGCAUAUCAAAUCCCUUCUGAAUUGGAAGACACUAGACAAAACUGUCUGGUAGGGACUGUUCUGUCCGACCAGAGAGAUGACAUUUCUCACCUGCACAAAUGUGAGUCUGCUCCCUCACAUUUGGAAAACGAGGUGGCGCACCUGCACAAAGAGAAAGCAAAGGAAACUGAACGUGCCAACCAGAACCAGGUUAAACUAGAAGCCCUGCAGAGCCAGGUGACACGUCAGACACAGCAGCUUACAAUGGCUUUUGAAAAGCAGAGUCAGCACAUCUCGGGCCUUCUAGCCGAGCUGCAUGAAAAAGAGAUCGCCCUCCUCAGACAGGGAGAGGAAAUGCAACGAUGUAAGCUAGAACUGGAUGCUUUACAGACCGAAAAGGAGGUGGAAAAGGGUCAAAGGGAAGGCAGACUUGAUGUGAAGUUGACUAAUCCCGCAGAGCUUCAGCCCAAUGAGAAAAAGGGUUGUGCUGCCACCGUGGAUACUACAUGUUCACUAGCAGAUGUGGGAUCUACUGCACGGAUAGAUGAAAAUCCCAGAGCACAUGUUAGUAGUGAAGAAGACAAUGAAGCACAAUUAUUAGAGGACUCGACCAAGACUAAGAGUAACUAUGGCUCCAUUUUUCGGAGAGAGGAGACUGAGUACAGUCAAGAUGGACGAUCGGCACAUGAUGCUGCAGAACUGCUCGCUCUGCGACAAGAGAAUUGUCUGCUGAAACAAAGAAUAGAAAGCCUGACUGUCUCUGACACUGGCGGCCUAGCAUUACACACCCACACUGAAAGCAAAGAAGACCCAGUCGAGCAAAACCCAGGACAUACUGUUGUGUUCUGCUCGACACAGCAGGGGCCAUUUAGUGAGGAGAAUGACAUCACCACUGAGGGUCAGGAGUCACUGCUGCAGAAUGAAAAGAGAAGAGAAGAUAAAAGGACAACAAGGGCUCAAAAGACAUUUGAGGAAGUGUCUCAUCUUCAGAUCAAACACCUAGAGCAACAGGUGGUGGCACUGCAGGGGAAAGUACGGGCUCUCUCUGAGGAGACCCAGCAGCAGAAUGAGGAACUUGCACUGUGGAGACUGGCCACCCAACCAGCCCCAACAUUUGACCAGAUCCUUCCCAUCAAAGAUGACCACUAUCAAAUCUCUGCUGCUGUAAAAUCACAGUCAAACCAGCAACACACUGAUGAGACAACCAAUGACCCACCAGGGACGAAGAGCGAGGCUCUGGCGGGCCAGAUACGGGUUAUUCAGCAAACUCCCAGUCAUGUGGCAGUCGUCAGAGAAGAUGAGUUACUCCUCUCCUGCUCUUCCAACAAACUGCAGGGCCAGAUGUUGUUCUCCAGACUACAGCACAGCAACGUCCCUGAACCAGUGAGUUCCCAAUACUUUAAAAAGACUGCAGCACUUAAGGAACACAAUCAGGACACUGUCAACAUUGACGAGGAAUCUGAAAAAGAAAAUCAGGAGAGAAAUGUCAUACAAUCACAGCACAAAGACAAGCAUGACACUGAAGUUAUCCAAAUGUCAUUAGAGACAACGGGUCAACACAUUACCAAAGGACCGAACAAUACAAAAACAGAGUGUCACCCAGAGAAUCCUGUGUCAAACCCAAAGGUUUCCAGAGCAUCUGAUGAAACAAACACGACCGAGAUGAAGAGUGUCAGCAGUCAAACGGAGGAGAGCUUGGAUCCUCCAACAGCAUCUAAACUCCACUCUGCAUACACACAGACUGAGGAGGAGGAAGUAGACAUAGUGGAUUCACCCCCUGUCUCCCCCAUUCCUUUAGCUCAGGCAGCAGUGUCAGCAGAGAAGAUGCUGUUUUCAGGUUCCUUCCCCAUCCCAGCUGACCCGGCUCGUUUAGCUGAAAGAAUCCGCCGGAACAGGACUCAAUUGUCUGCUGCCUUCGAUGACACGGAGUAUGAGCCGUAUGGACUGCCGGAAGUUGUCAUGAAAGGUUUUGCCGACAUACCCAGUGGCCCCUCGUGUCCCUACAUUGUGAGAAGAGGUUUAUUGGGGACAUCUGUUGUACCUGUCCCUCAGAAAGACACAGGAAAGGAAGAGGAGACGGAUUAAAAAAAAAGAAAACACAUCCACAGGUCUGGUGGCACUGAACUAAUGUUUAAUGACACUGGAGCUCAGUGAUGAAGAACAGCAGCUCUACAAAGACACACUCCACUCACCAGUGACCUGAACCACUUCAGUCUUUUACAGCAACACAAACAUUUCCCGUCACGUGGACAUCCAUUCAUGUGUUUACAGGUAACAGGUCCUGCAGUGGGGAAAAAACUAAACACUUCCAUCACUGUGGAUCCGAAAUGUCUCCGUGGACACAAGUUGAUCCUGUGAUUGUUGUGUGGAAAGACUUUAUUAUUACACUCACCUGUAUAUUUAGGUGCAGAGGUGCUGCUGAUUUAGGGAUGACACGAUAACAAAGGGAUCAUUUUUAGUGACUCUGAAUGAGCGCUUGGGUCGAAACCAACCGUGGCCUGUUUUUAAUGAAAUGCUGACUCGCUGAUGCUUUUCUAAACACACGCUUGUCAAGAUAAGUGUGGUGUGUUUGCCAAAAAAAGGGUGAAGUCAAGAAGGGCCUCUUUGGGAAAAUUUGAUAUAUACCUGACCAUAUAUAUAUAUAUAUAAGUCAUGAAGUAGCUUUUUUUAUUAUGGACACUUGAAUGUGAGGACAGCUGGUUACAAACCCGUGAUAAACCAUAGUGUAAAGGUGUGUGAGGUGAUUAGCCGUGAAUAAAAACAUGAGUUUAGUCUUGAAAUUGUUUGUAUACGUGUGUGAUUGUGAUGAGGAGAGAGAGAGAGAGAGAGCCGAGCACACGCCUAUGACUCAGUCUGCUCUGCACUGGUUUCCGCUCCAUGUAUGGUGAAGUAUACUGUGCUCGCUCUCUCUCUCUCUGUCUCCUGCUUUGCUUUCCCUUUCUUACACUGAUGAGACUCAUCUGUCUCUGACUCUGAGACGACCUCACAAAAAAAACGGAACUUCUGUAUUUAUCUCGUUUCACAUUCAUUUCGACUAAAUUAGCUUUUGCGGUGGACUUUCUUUGUUGCACAUUUGCGACUGUGACAAAUGAUCAAAAUGCCACGUGUAUGAAUUCUGUAGUUUGGACGUUCAUGGACAGGUUUUUUUUUUUAAUAUACAUUGUACCUGAAGAUAAUCACCACUCAACAAGGUUUCCCAGGUUGUUUGUAAUGAUAACACACGCUCAAAGUUACAUAUAAAGGGCUACAGGUCAUUGAAUUCUAAGCAUUGCUGCUGUUAUCUGGCUGCAAAGAUAUCACUUGCUUAAGCAGUGUCCAAAAUCCUCAGUCCUGGUCAAAUUUGACACUUGCUUGUUGUCAGUGAUGCAGUACAUUUACAGGUCAAAUCUAAAACAUGAUUUGCACAGAUUUACUGAGAGAAUCAACCAACAAGUGUAAAAACAGGCCUUGACAGACAGUACAAAUGGAAAUGAAUCUUUACAGCUUUAUGCUUCUCUAGACAAUGAUGUCAACAAAACUAUGAACUCUUCUUACUACAAAGACUAGUCUGAUUCGUCUACCUUAGAUGACAGAAGCCUUUGUCCUGCUUUAACUGCGCUGACAUUGCUUUUUCAAGGUUUCCCUUUCUGCCAGUAUUUAAGGCUCGUUUUGUAAAUAUACAUAAAAAGCAUGUUGGUGUUUUAUUAAAGAAUAUGAAGUCCUUUAAAACCUUUGCUGCUCUGUCUGUCACUGAUAUUUGAGAUUAUUUAAACCCACGUUUUUUUUUGUACAUUUGUGUCAAAAAGGAUGUAAAUUCAUUUAGUUUAUUUAUGUUAACAUUUCAUGUUGAAUCACUCCUUUCUGGUCUUGGCUUGUAACAGUUACAUGCAUGUCUCGGUAUCAGUUGUCAUGGCAACACCAUCCCACACACAAACACACACUUGUGCUGCCUUACCUUCAUAUCCCUGGGAUCUGUAGUUCUUUGGCAGUGAGGUGGACCCGUCAGAGCUCAGUUCACUGUUGUUGAGUUGUUGCCUUGUUUUGGACACUUUACUGUAACUGUAUCGAUGUUCUGUUGUUGACUACAAUAAAAGGCUGAUUCUUAUCGA